GCAGUCCCCUUUCUCAGAGGAUGCCGGGGGGUCCUGUUCUCCUAAUCCUCGGCGUCGUUCUGGUGCAGCAGAAAGCCGGAGGUCCCACUCUCCAAGCGACAGGAGACGGCCUCCCUCUCCAGCACCUGCGCAACAGCCCCUUUCUCCGGCCAAGGGCAGGCCAACGCAGGUGCCCCCCUUGUCAGCAGGCAGCAGCCAUUCACGUUCUCCAGUACGGAAGAGACAUUUAUCUUCCAGAACAGAGAAACAGUCCUCCUCUUACCUGGAUGAAACCCAGCAUUCAUCCUCCAUGUCAGAAAACAUGUGCUCCUACUCUGUGGCAGAUAUGAGGCGUUUCUAUUCUGGAGGAAGCACCAAACAGCUCUCUUCCCCAGCUUCUUCAGUGGUGGAAAUCAGGCGGCCAUUCACCCCAGCAGACAGGAGGAGUAUGUCUUCCCCAUCAGAUGCCCAGAGCUCACCUUCCCCAACAGGUACAAAGCGUUCAUCACCCUCCUCAGACACCAGGCGUCCAUCCCCUCCACCAGACAAUGGAUCCUCUUCCUCCUCCUCAGAUGCCAGUUGCUCAGCUUCCCCUGCAGAAGUCAGAUGCUUGACUCCUCCACCCGAUGCGAUACCCUUGUCCUCCCAGACAGAUAGACAGCACUUAUCGUCCCCGGUGGACGCUGGGGGCUCACCUUCCCUGGUGGAGUCUAGAAACUUCUCUCCCACAGCAGUUGAGGGGCAUUCCUGCUCUCCCAGUCCACGGAAAAAACUUGCAACUCAUGGACCUGUGUUUGCUCAAGUUUAUUCCCGACCUCCCAAGCCGAAAUGCCUGUUGAGGACCGAGGUGCAAGAUGGCAAGAGUAACAGAGUUACUGAAUCAGCGGGAGCAACACUCUGUCGUGCUGCUGUUCACAGUCCUGGAGAUGCUGGAUUUCAGAAAGAGAGCCAUGUGACCAACACUGAUGAUCUCCAGGAGGAAAAGAAUCUUGCUCUUUCUCCUGACAGCAUGAGUGGAACCGUGAACCCGAAGGAAAGCCACAUGCUAAAUGGUGAUUGCUCCAAGGCAGACACUGGAUCCCCGAAGGAAAGCAACUUUCCUACUGCCAUGGUACUUCAAUCCUCAAUAGAAAGUUCUCCAUCUAACACCCUCAAUACUAUUUUAUUCUCUGGAUCCCCAGGGGGAAAUUGCACUUCCUCUGCCACAAGCACCAAAUUUUGUGAGGAGCCUUGUGUGUUCAAGCCAGUGCCUCGUGUGAUGUGUUCCAGCACUGUAGCCAAAUCCCAAACCCGGUGGUAUGGGCCCAAUGGCAGCAGCACGGUUGUUUUGAGAGCCAAACAGCAAGUCAUUGUGCCCCAACCUGGAUACUCCACCAUUUACCAAGCCGGGCGAGAGAUUAUUAUGUCUGCCCCUGGAUUGGGGAACACCAGCCAGGGCCAGCAAGAGAAAUCCCUUGCCCCAAGCCCCAUCACUUCCGCUCCACUGGAAGAAAACUGGCAAUCCCAGGCUGAUCUUCCUGAUGCUGAAAGAAUCCACUCCUCCUCCCCCAAAUCUUGCAUCUGCUCCACACCAGAGUCACAGCCUGAGAAUGGCAUGACUCACUCUCAGAAUGCCAGUGUGAGGGAUGCCCAGAGGCCAAGGUGUGUGCUUGUGCCGAGCCCUUCUUGCACAUCAAACAGAGAGGCUACCAUAGUCAGGGAGGGAGUAGUUCCUUUCAGCACGCCCCAGAGAGACUGCAGCCUGCCCUGCAAAUCUGCCUCCCAGAAGCACAGCAACCUGUUUGCAGGGAGCAGGUCAGAACAGGAACAAGGCAUGCCUGAUUCAGGAGGCCCAAGAGCAAAUGGGUCAGAUCAAGAGAGCAGCUUAUUAGGUGUGGGAAAAGCCAGCUUAUCUGCAAACAGAAAAAAUAAGUGCCCAUUGGACACUGCAGGUGAAAUUGGAAUCUCUGCUGCAUCUCCAGGGAAUGACAAAGCCAGAACUGAGGAUGAACUAAAGAAAGAACAGCAAAUCCCAGGCAAAGAUUCCCCGAUAUUUGAACUGGAACAAAAGGGCCCUUCGGCCGGGACACUGACUUCCUUGUCAUUGCCUGAACCUCCAAGUGAGAACCCAAGGAACAGCAACCAGACAGCAGAACGAGAACUCAAGGAAGUGGGGGAAAUGGAACAUUUUGUAGACACCCUCCGCAACAUGGACCCUGCUGAACUUCGGAAGCCCUCAAAAAUCCUCCCGAGGCAUCCACGCCCUUCUACUCUUGCCAAGCACACAGUCCUUCCACCUAUCGAUGAGAACCACAUCACUCCCAAAUCAAAGUUUCCUCUCCCAGCAGCAUUAGGUGAGCUGUUUGCUCUCACCGAGGAAAACCCAGAGGAAGGAACAGGACCAAAGGGGGAGGAGCCAGGAUUGACAGAAGAAAACACGGAGGAGAUUGAGAACCCUUAUCUCAGUAAAGAAGAUAAAUCGUGGGAUAGCAACGUAGACAGGAGAUCUUACUCUUGGGAGAACCAGCAGUACAAGACUGAGGAGGAGAUUGGGGCUUUUCUUGGAAAACUUCAGCGAGUCCCAGGAGAUAGCAAGGCCAAAGUUAUUGCCCCCAGAGCUAUUAUGAAUCAGACCAACUUGGUUAAAACCAAUGUUCUCAAAGGGAUCUCUCUUUUGUCCAACUUUGUAGACAGAAAGGUUGUGGAAGAUAAGCCUUAUUCUCGCUUGGACAACAGCUUUCUCUAUAGCAAGUUCAUCUGCCCAGAAAAGGCUGAACUCAAGGCCCCAAGAAAAAGGAAGGAAAUGAGCCUGGUUGUCCAGAAAAUCAGUAGGGAAUGCCAGACAUCUCCAAAUGGGCCUCAGGAGGAUGCUGUGUAUAAGGAGUUACCACCAACUGGGCUGGAUGCUGAGCAUCACUUCAGGGCACCAGAUACCAGUGGUAGCUCCAAGCAGAUUAUUCUUCUCUCCAAGGAAGCAGAAAGCUUGACCCAGUCAGAAAUUCAGGAAGAGGAAAAGAAGCCUAUGAAGAUUAACAAACGCCCCGGCAAGAUCAUUUUAUACUCUGAGGCUGGCUUUGGAGGGCAGAAAAGAGAAGUCUGGAGUGAUGUUCCAGAUGCCACUUCCUGGGAACUCACAAGCACUAUCUCCAUUCAGGUGAUCCGAGGAGGUUGGUUGAUGUACGAAAAGCCCCGAUUCCAUGGGCGGAAGUGUGUGCUGGCUGAAGGGAAUGUGGAAAUCACUAACCCUUGGAAAAUGUACUGCAAGGAAGAGUUGGAAAGGGAGAAUGCCCCAUUCUGUAUUGGUUCUCUGAAGCGGGUUGUGCAGGAUUACAGACUUCCUGAGAUCAGUUUUUUUACAGAGGAAAAUGGGGAAGGGAGAAAACAGAGAUUCACUGAUUCUGCAGAAGAUUCACGAGCAUAUGGCCGACCCUUGAAGGCAGCAUCUAUCAUUGUACACUCUGGCCUGUGGCUCGUUUAUUCAAAGCCAUUCUUUGAUGAUGACCCAUAUGUCUUAGAACCUGGUGGGUAUCCCAGUUUGCAAGCCUGGGGGGCAAAGGACCCCUCCAUUUGCUCCAUGCAUCCAAUUAAACUAGGUUCCCCUGUUGUUGAAAACCCUGCAGAGCCCAAGGCUCUAAUUUUUGAGAGGCCACAUUUUCAGGGCCAUAGCUGGGAAAUAAGCCGGGAUAUUUACAACUUAAAGAAGCCAGAAAACAACCAGGAUUCUAUGAUGUCUACUGCCGGUUCUCUGAGAAUCAUGGGAGGCUGCUGGGUUGGCUAUGAGAAAGAAGGUUUUCGUGGCCAUCAGUACCUAUUGGAAGAAGGAGAAUACUGUGACUGGACAGAAUGGGGUGGCUAUAAUGAAGAGCUGGUGUCUCUGCGGCUGAUCCGGACAGACUUUCUGGACCCAGCCCUUGUGCUAUUUGAAGCCAUGGAUUUUGAAGAUGGCCCCAGUGUUGAGCUCAGUGAAGCUCUGCCAGAUGUUGAGCUGGCCAGCUAUGGGAUCAUGACACAAUCCAUCCAUGUCCUGAGUGGAGUGUGGGUAGCCUAUGAAGGCAAGAAUUUCAGUGGGGAGCAAUAUAUUUUGGAGAAAGGAGUAUAUCGCAACUGUGAAGACUGGGGAGCAAGCAACUGUCAGAUCGCCUCCGUGCAACCUGUCCAACAGGUUGGGGAACACAGCCUACACUUCGUUUCUAAGAUCCAACUGUUCUCCGAUCCUGAUUUCUUGGGGAACUCCAUGACUUUUAAGGAGGACCAAGCAUCACUUCCAGAGAACUUCAUCCCCCGUUCUUGCAGGGUCAAUGGAGGCAGCUGGAUUCUUUAUGAUGGCCACCAGUUUGAUGGUGAGCAGCAUGUUCUCUCAGAAGGCGAGUAUCCAACGCUGACCUCCAUGGGAUGUGGCUUCACCACGGCUAUCCACUCUCUGAAGAAAGUCCCUGUUUUCUUCUCUGAGCCUUCCAUCUUCCUGCAUGGAUUGGAGUGUUUCGAAGGGAAGGAGAUUGAGCUGAAUGGCGAAAUGCGCAGCCUGCAAGCUGAAGGAUUCAAUAAUCAUGUCCUCUCUGUCCGAGUAAAGGGUGGGAUCUGGGUGCUGUGUGAACACAGUGACUUCCGUGGCCGCCAGUGGCUUUUGGACUGCAUGGAGAUCACCAACUGGCUGACAUACAGUGGGAUUCAACAUAUUGGCUCCCUGUAUCCCAUCAGGCAGAGAAGGAUCUAUUUCCGAAUAAAAAAUCAAGAGUUGAACUCCUUCCUCUCUGUCCCAGAUGAUGUUGAAGACAUGAAAGCUGGACGAGUUCUGGUUUCGGAGCUCGAUGACAAGAAUAGCUGCAUCUGGUACUAUGAAGAGGGACUUAUGAAGAACCAAAUUGCACCCAAUAUGAGUCUCCAGGUGAUUGGUCCAGGUGGGAAGGGCACCAAAGUGGUGUUAUGGUCUGAGAGUCGAAUGCCCCAGCAGACAUGGAGAGUUGAUUCAUUUGGGAGGAUAUGCAGCCAAAUGUUUGAAGAUAAAGUCCUAGAUGUGAAAGGAGGCAGAGCCUAUGACCGGGAUCACGCAGUCCUCUGGGAGUCCUCUGAAGAGAGACCCACACAGAUUUGGGAUGUUCAAGUGCUGUGAAGAAGGCAGAAAUGGGAUCAUGAGUAGAACAGGAGCUCGCCUUGCAAGUCGUCCAUGUUUUUUCGUGAACAAGUAGCAUUUUGUUUGGGGUGGAAAACGAUAACCAUGCGGGUGCUGUUUUCGGUCAGCACGCACCACCUUUCCUUUCCCAAAGCUCACCAUCUGAAAAAGCACAAUUGUUUAAUCAUACAGAUCUGAGACUGACUUUCUCAGCCUUCCUGCACUGGGCAUUUGUUUCCCUCUAUGCUUUUUUUUAGCUGCCCAGAGUAAUGCUUUCCCAGGUCCAGAUUACUGCAGCAUUCCAAGAGGAGAGUCCUUCACCGUUGGACAGGGCUGGGAGCAGUUGCUUGAACACAGGCACUCAAGUAGGAAGAGGCAUCACCAGCUGGUUUGGAUAUUUAAAGAGAAAUCUAAUUAACAUAAGAACAUAUAUAGGCAUGUACAAUCAUGCUUGUCCCUUUUACUCUUUUUUUCCUAAGGGAAAGGCCUUCCUACCUUAAAAAUUCUAUUUAUGUAUCUAUGUACAAUAGGAUGCUUUUAUAAACUUAUCUCUCUCUGGUGGAUUUGCUUGAUUAUUUCCCACUGAAACAGGCUCGAGGGAUAUGAUGGCUAUCCAAAUAUACAGGGGUAUUGAAAGUUUAGGCAACCUCUGAUCAGAUUCUAUGUUUCAGUGAAUCCCUAACUAUGCAGAAGCUGACACAACCCCUACAUGGUUAAAUGGGGCAUAUUUCUAGAUAUGUGAAUGAAUACUUAUGUUUAUGUGCUGUUGUUUACAGAUUCUGAAUAAGAAAACAGUGAAUAUGGGAGAUGCAGAAGUUUGGACACCUUUCACACUUUGUAACAUCUCUUUUGGCAGAAAUAAAAUGUU
This is a messenger RNA of Python bivittatus (Burmese python), 5936 nucleotides long. It is a transcript of the gene CRYBG2, whose product is annotated as crystallin beta-gamma domain containing 2. Gene Ontology annotation, biological process: visual perception; lens development in camera-type eye. Gene Ontology annotation, molecular function: structural constituent of eye lens. The record is from RefSeq and is a predicted model, not a curated record. NCBI's taxonomy places the organism in Eukaryota, Metazoa, Chordata, Lepidosauria, Squamata, Pythonidae.